Esox lucius (northern pike) is the source of this 6688-nucleotide messenger RNA. RefSeq names its product slit homolog 3 (Drosophila) (gene slit3). The coding region runs from base 531 to 5108 and encodes 1525 amino acids. Lineage: Eukaryota; Metazoa; Chordata; Actinopteri; Esociformes; Esocidae. The transcript has 36 exons. Gene Ontology annotation, biological process: negative chemotaxis; axon guidance. Gene Ontology annotation, molecular function: Roundabout binding; calcium ion binding; heparin binding. The record is from RefSeq and is a predicted model, not a curated record.
ACAUGCGCUCCGCUGAAGUUUUGUGAUUAAGAGUUCUAGUGUUUCUAAAAGACAUCAAUUUGAAUUGGACUGUGUGAUGCUGCUUACUAUCUGGAGUUCACGCAAGAAAUGAGAAAUUGUUAUCACAUCUACUUAAUGUAGGCCAACAUUUCUUCUUUUGGACUUUAAAAAAUAUAUAUUUGGAGAGGUUACGAGGAAGAUUGUUCUAAGUAAAAUUAUAAACGAAUUUGGGUGAAGAUCUUUGAAAUUUCAUUUAAAAGGAGGAUUUUUUUCAUUAUCAAAUAUUUCAACAGUUUUGUAUCAAUGGUGAGGAAACAGCAGUACACGAGUCGGACUUUGAAUGAGCGCAACUCCGCGUUGAUUUUCUUUAGGAAGUUACUCAACUUUGAGGAAUUGAUCUAUUCAUAUUCUUAAAUUCUGGACACAUUUGACUUUCAAUUAAAACUUUUAGGGAUUACUUCUUUAUACCACUUUUUUCUUUAGUGUUGAAUUAUUUUACUUUUAAAGACUUGUUUGCCACGGUGGAUACCAUGCUACCGAUUGUGCAAGAGAAGUGGACGGCGUAUCACUGGUGUAUAUGGUUUCUUCUGUGCGGAUUGCUGUGCUCUGCCGCCGUGCAUGGAUGUCCUCACAAAUGCAGUUGCUCUGGAUCUCAUGUGGAUUGCCAGGGUCAAGGCUUCAGGACCGUGCCAAAAGGAAUACCUAGAAACGCGGAACGUUUGGAUCUGGACAGGAAUAACAUCACCAGGAUCACAAAAGUUGACUUUUCUGGCAUCAAGAACCUGCGAGUUUUACACCUAGAGGACAACCAGAUCUCAGUGAUUGAGAGGGGAGCAUUCCAGGACCUUAAACAGCUGGAGAGACUGCGUCUGAACCGUAACAAGCUACAGGUUCUCCCGGAGCUGCUGUUCCAGUCCACACCCAAACUGGGCCGCCUGGACCUCAGUGAGAACCAGAUCCAGGCGGUUCCUCGUAAGGCUUUCCGGGGGAUCACAACUGUCAAAAACCUGCAACUGGACAGCAACCACAUCAACUGCAUCGAAGAUGGAGCCUUCCGAGCCCUGCGCGAUCUGGAGAUCCUCACGCUCAACAACAAUAACAUCACCCUCAUCCCUCUGUCCAGCUUCAACCACAUGCCCAAGCUGCGGACUCUACGUCUGCACUCUAACAGCCUGCACUGCGACUGCCACCUGUCCUGGCUGUCUGACUGGCUGCGGCAGAGGCGUGGCCUGGCCCCAUUCACCCAGUGCAUGGCCCCCGCCCACAUGAGGGGUCUCAACAUCCCGGACGUCCAGAAGAAAGACUUCACCUGCACAGGCCCGGCCCAGUCGGAGGUCCGUACCUGCAUACCCCAGGCCUCGGUGUGUCCCGCCACAUGUACCUGCAACAACAACAUUGUGGACUGUCGGCGCAAGGGCCUGACGGAGAUCCCAGCCAACCUGCCUGAGGCUAUAGUAGAGAUUCGUCUGGAGCAGAACCUGAUCAAGAGCAUAUCAGCUGGAGCUUUCUCCCCAUACAAGAAACUGAAAAGGAUUGACCUGAGCAAGAAUCAAAUUUCUGACAUCGCUGCUGAUGCCUUCAGUGGUCUACGCUCUUUGACUUCACUGGUCCUGUAUGGAAACAAGAUAGCUGAGAUUCCUAAGGGACUGUUUGAUGGGCUUGUCUCCCUCCAGUUGCUGCUACUGAAUGCUAACAAGAUCAACUGUCUGAGAGUGAACACCUUCCAGGACCUGCAGAGCCUCAACCUGCUGUCUCUGUACGACAACAAGUUACAAACCAUUAGCAAGGGCUUGUUUGCACCGCUACGCUCCAUCAAGACUCUCCACCUGGCUCAGAACCCCUUCAUGUGUGACUGCCAUCUGAAGUGGCUGGCUGACUAUCUGUUUGACAACCCCAUUGAGACCAGUGGAGCCCGCUGCAGCCACCCACGCCGCUUGGCCAACAAACGCAUCAGCCAGGUGAAGGGCAAGAAGUUCCGCUGCACAGGUACUGAGGACUAUCGGAGCAGACUGACAGGGGAGUGUUUCCAGGACCUGGUGUGUCCAGAGAAGUGUCGGUGUGAGGGGACUGUGGUGGACUGCUCCAACCUCAAACUGACCAAGCUGCCUCCACACCUCCCUGAGCACACCACAGAGCUGCGUCUGAAUGACAACGACAUCUCCAUCCUGGAAGCCGUGGGGUCCUUUAAGAAACUCCCCAACCUCAAGAAGAUUAACCUUAGCAACAACAAGCUGCGGGACAUACGCGAAGGGGCCUUUGAUGGGGCCGCUGGGGUCUUGGAGCUCCUACUGACGGGGAACAAGCUGCAGGCCAUCCAGGGACGCAUGUUUAGAGGUCUUACCGGACUCAAGACACUGAUGCUGAGGAGUAACCAAAUAGGCUGUGUGGACAACACUACCUUCACCGGCCUUAGCUCUGUGCGUCUACUGUCUCUCUAUGACAACCGGAUCUCCACCAUCGCCCCCGGAGCCUUUAUUACACUGCACUCCCUGUCCACCAUUAACCUGCUGUCCAACCCCUAUGUGUGUGACUGUCACCUGGCCUGGCUGGGCCUGUGGCUGAAGAAGACCAGGGUUGUGAGUGGAAACCCUCGCUGCCAGAAACCUGCCUUCCUCAAGGAGAUCCCUAUCCAAGAUGUGGCCAACCCUGACUUCACCUGCGAUGGCGUUGAGGAGAAUGUGUGUUUGCCAGUGUCUCGCUGCCCUGAGUCAUGCAUGUGUUCGGACACCGUGGUGCGCUGCAGUAACCGGGGCCUGCGGACUCUGCCCAAGGGCAUCCCCAAAGACACCACUGAGCUGUACUUGGAGGGAAACCUUCUAACAUCCGUCCCCAAAGAGCUCUCCACUCUCAAACAGCUAUCUCUGGUAGAUCUGAGCAACAACAGCAUCAACACCGUGGCCUCUAUGACCUUCAGCAACAUGACUCAGCUCGCCACUCUGAUCCUGAGUUACAACCAGAUUCGCUGUAUCCCAGUACACGCAUUUGAUGGGCUUAAAUCUCUUCGACUACUGACUCUCCACGGAAACGACCUUUCAACUAUACCAGAGGGAGCCUUCAACCACUUGACAUCGCUGUCUCAUCUGGCUCUGGGUGCCAACCCCCUGUACUGUAACUGUGACCUGCGCUGGCUGUCCCAGUGGGUCAAGGAGGGCUUCAAAGAGCCUGGCAUCGCCCGCUGUACCGGACCCCCUGACAUGGCAGACCGACUGCUCCUGACCACACCCCUAAAUCGCUUCCAGUGCAAGAGCCCAGUGGAUCUGAAUCUGAUGUCCAAGUGUGCUCCUUGCCUGACCGGACCCUGUCUGAACAACGGCACAUGUUCCAGUGAUGUUUCUGGCUCCUACCACUGCACCUGUCCCUUCGGCUACAAAGGACAGAACUGUGAGAUAGCCAUCAACGCCUGCAUCAGUUUUCCCUGUGUCAAUGGAGGCACCUGCCACCUGAUACCAGGCCAGGAGGGUCAGUUCAGCUGUGCAUGUGUUCCUGGCUACGAGGGUCUGCAGUGUGAGGUGAACCCAGAUGACUGUGAGGACAACGACUGUGAGAACAACUCUACCUGCGUGGAUGGCAUCAACAACUACACCUGCAUCUGCCCCCCCAACUACACAGGUGAUCUGUGUGAGGAGGUGGUGGACCCCUGUAUUCAAGGUUUCGACCCCUGCCAGCAUGACUCCAAGUGCAUCCCCCUCACCAAAGGAUACAGGUGUGAGUGCCUGCCAGGUUACGUGGGUCAGCACUGUGAGCAGGACUACAACGACUGCCUGGAGAACAAGUGUCAGCACGGGGCCCAGUGUGUGGAUGCUGUCAACGGCUACACCUGCGUGUGCAAGGAGGGAUUCAGCGGUCUGUUCUGCGAGAACCCUCCCCCUAUGAUCCUGCUGCAGACCAGCCCAUGUGACCAGUCCGAGUGUCAGAACGGCGCCCAGUGUCUGGUGAUGGAAGGGGAGCCUGUGUGCCGCUGCCUGCCAGGCUUCACCGGAAACAAGUGCCAGAAGAUCCUCACUGUCCACCUGCUCAGCAGAGACGCCUACAUUCAGCUGCCCAGCGCCAAGUUACGCAGUCCCGUCCACAUUUCCCUACAGAUGGCUACAGAUAAGGACAACGGUAUCCUGCUCUACAAGGAGGACCAUGAUCCUCUAGCUCUGGAGCUGUACCAGGGACACAUACGCAUUAUCUAUGACAUCGCCAACUACCCCCCAACAACUGUCUACAGUGUUGAGACCGUGAACGACGGUCUGUUCCACAUGGUGGAGCUUUUGAUUCAGAACCACUCUCUGAGCCUAGUGGUGGACAAAGGCACCCCCAAGAGCCUGGGCAAGCUGCCCCGCCAGCCCUCCGUGGACCACAACGCGCAGCUCUACAUCGGCGGUGUGCCCUCAGCGGUGGUGGGCUCGGGUCUGCGCUCCGGUCCGGACCGCGUCCCCCAGGCCUUCAACGGCUGCAUCCACAAUGUCAGGGUCAACGGGGAGCAGCAGGAUCUGGGCACGGCGCCGCGCGGCGUGGAGGGCAUCCUGCCAGGCUGCCACUCCUGCGGCGUGUGCGCCCAGGGAGCCUGCCGUCAGACGGGGGAGACGGGGGUGUCCUGCGAGUGCCCGCCCAGCCGCAGCGGACCCCUGUGCGACCGCGAGGCCGCACCCAGCAGCCCCUGUCAGACCAGCAGGUGUGUCCACGGCCUGUGUGUGCCCAAGGCCUCAUCCUACAGUUGCCGCUGUGCCGAGGGCUACACAGGGCAGUACUGUGAGCGGAGGGAGGAGCCCCAGGCCUGUAAGGGCAAACAGUGUGGACACGGGGAAUGCCGGCUCUCAGAUAGCGGCCAGGCGUCCUGCCACUGCCAGCCGGGAUACACCGGGCCUGCCUGCAAUACCGAGCUGACAUGCCAGGGAGAGGUGGUGCGCGAGCUGCUGAAACGCCACCAGCCCUUGAAGACGUGCACCUCCACCAGUAAAAUACCCCGGGUGGAGUGUCCCCGCGCCUGCGACGGAGGCCUCUGCUGCACCCCGUCCAAAAGCCGGAGGCGGAAAGUGGUCUUCAGAUGCACCGACGGGUCCUCGUACUCUGAGGACCUGGAGACCACUCUGGAGUGUGGCUGCAGCAAGUGCCCGUUGUAAUAUCCAGCCAGCACCAUGGAAACAGCCACAAACAAAAAAGGGACCUGCAAAGAGAAAAUAUAUUGUAAAAUAAAACAUAGAACUUAUUUUUAUUAUGGGAUUUUUUUUUUCUUUCUAAAACAGAGACUUGAUAAUUGUUUUUAAUAUGUCGAAUAUUAUUGUCAUAUGAGAAGUUAUUUUGUACCUUAAGAAAAAAAAAACAUUAACAUUCCUGAAAGUAUAUGAAUUUAUAUGUAUGUAUAAAUCUAUAUAAAUGUAUAACCUAAUCCGUGGUUUUUAUUUUCUCAGUGUAUAACUGCAUGUGCGUGUGCGUGUUGAUACGAUGGGAGAGUCUUUGGACACUUUACAUGUGGAGCGAAACAGUGAGACAGCGAAGACAAGGGGGAGUUGGUGCUACAAACUCCCCAGACAUAGACAAGCGGAAGGCAGUCUGUUUCCUUAUCUUCAGCUAUGGAGACAAACUAAGGAACUGUCCUACUUGGCUGUCCUGCUUUAUAACGGACUUCAUCCCCACCACAGAGCUAGCUGAGCUCACUCUAAAGGAUAUGAACUGUUAUCCAUGGAGCUUGCAAACAGUGAUUGUUACUUUGUGCCAUAGGAAACCAUUUUACGUUGUUGUUGUUUAUUUUUAUUUGUUCGCUGUUCCGUAUCAGAGAUUCUAGAGUACGACCAAUAUAAGCAAAAUGUGUUGAAAAAGACGUCUUUCCAACGACUUGUAGCCCCCCGGGUCAGGCUGGGAUGGAUUUUCUUUCCUUUGUCCUCGGGUGUGGUCCCACAGAGUUGUCCCACAGAGAAUCACAUUCCUGAAAUGUGUGAUUUUCUGUUUCUUGCAUGAUUGCACUAAUCACACACAGUCCAAGGCAGAUUGGGAAGUUUGGUUAUAAUACAGUAAUGGAACGACCUCGUCAUUAUACUAUGGUUUCCAUAUGGGCGUAUGGAUUCUUUUUCCAUGACAACCAUGUGCAGUUUGUCCUCGUAUUCUGUAAUCAUGACCAAGGUAAUGUUGUCUGGCUAAAAGAGGGGAACUGACUUUGUAAUGCAUGGCUUGGCCUAGGAAAUCAAUGUUGAACUGAAAUCACAAACCGUCCAUAACUACUAACACCUAAAAGCUCAGAUGACUGUAACUACUGUAUUGUCCACUUUAUGUGUUGAAAAGACGUCUUUCCAGCAUCUUUUCAACACAACACAUUCACCUCCCCUUUCAUUUAGAGAGUAUUUGGUAACACUGUUAUAAUUCAAAUGUUUUGCCAGUUCAUGAUACUGUUGUGACAUACAGUAUAUGUUUAAAUACAGUGUUAGAAAAUGUAUCUUAAUACAUCCCUUUACCCCGGGGCCUAAUCCUAUCAGCUCCCAUACACCCAUGCCUAAAAAUCACAUUGAACGCUUCUGUAUGAAUGGAAUGUGUAGGCUCCACAAUGUACAUUGUCUUGUGUGACACCUUGCAUUCUAUAAUAAUGAGGACUUACGUUGGCCGUAAGAUAAGUUGCGUUCUCCCAGACAUACUGUACAAUGUAUUUCUGGUAAAACCUUAAAUGAUUAAUAAUUAUGUUGAAUGUUGGAAUUAAACUACCAUGAAACUA